Molecule: messenger RNA, 3876 nt
Organism: Solenopsis invicta (red fire ant)
Lineage: Eukaryota; Metazoa; Arthropoda; Insecta; Hymenoptera; Formicidae
Product: lachesin
Exons: 9
Coding region: 326-1756 (476 amino acids)
Cellular component (GO): neuron projection
Source: RefSeq, a predicted model, not a curated record
AGUUGAGCGCGAGCGUCCCGUCACGACGAGCGUCCCGACGCCGCUCUCUCGACUCGCUCGACGGCGCGACCAGCUCGACGCAGUCAGUACACGCGUCCCGACGCCCGGGAAUGCGUCCGUCGACGGAGGUGUAGUUUUGCCGCGCGAGUUUGCGAUCGUGCGGGUGACACUCCGCCGGAAAAACGUGCAAAAUUCGCGGUUCUAUUCGAACAAGGGAAAGGGAAAGAGUGCGCGAAUGGAAGAGUGAGCCAAAAGGGAUAUACGCGCGUAUAUGGCGCGCCGUGUCACACUCUUACCAGUAUAAUGCUACACUUUCUUCGCGAGAAUGAGGGUGGCACGGCUAUUACUGUGCUGCGUACUUCUCGAAGACUACAGCACCAAUCUCGGCGGAACGGCAAUUACCAGUGACGCCAUGCGCCAAGACGGCUCCUCGUCCGCGACGAAUCCGACGCUAUCAGAUGUGCCGAGCUUCUCCGAGCCGAUCGGCAACGUGACCGCCGCUAUCGGCAAAGAGGUCGCUCUUUCCUGUACCAUCAGGAAAGUGGGAAAUUACAAGGUGGGAUGGCUACGUGCCGAGGAUCAGACGAUACUAUCGAUGGGCGAUCGCAAGGUCAUUCAGUCGGCUCGAUUCUUCGUCACCCUGGAGAACGCCAAGACGAAGAACCAGACGCAGUCGCGGGAGGACGAGGAGGCCACUUGGCAGCUACAUAUUCGGGGGUUGAAGGAAGCCGAUCGUGGCUGCUACAUGUGCCAACUCAACACCAAGCCCAUGUUAAGCCAGCUGGGAUGCGUGGACGUCCUAGUGCCGCCUGAUAUUCUCAGUUCCGGCACCUCAGAUGGCGAGGUCUCCGUUCUUGAGGGUGAGAACGCCACGUUGUCGUGCAAGGCGUCCGGACGACCACCGCCUCGCGUGUUCUGGCGACGCGAGAAAAGUGAUUUCAUACUCGUGAGGGGUGUUCACGAUCCGUUGAUACAAGUGGACAACCUGUCCGGCGAGAGGCUAGAAUUAACCAGGGUAGACAGAAGGCAAAUGGGGGCUUAUCUUUGCAUAGCUAGAAACGAAGUGCCUCCGGCGGUCAGCAAGAGGGUUAAUCUAAAAGUAAAUUUCCCUCCUAGCGCAAAAGCACCCAAUCAACUGCUCAGUUCUCCUCUGGAUACAAACGUGUCGCUAAUCUGCUUAAUCGAGGCUUAUCCUAGGACGAUUAACUUGUGGAUGCGGAAGGAGCAAGUUAUCAUGAGCGGAGGCAGAUACGAAAUCCACGAGGAAUCGGACCCCGACGAGGAAUGGAAGAUGACGAUCGUGUUGAAGAUAAGACGUUUGGAGAAAACGGAUUUGGGUGAAUACACGUGCUCAGCCUCCUCAAGUAUGGGAAAAGCUGAGGCGACUCUCAGGGUCUACGAGAUCGAGCGCGUAACCGUGUCCAACCACGUCACCUCGACUAACUGGAAGCGAUUGAACCGAGGCAAGUCAAAGUCCGGGCAAGGGACGAUGGUCAAUCGGAUUUUCUAUCAGCAGGUGAGCACGCCGGCGAUGCAGAAGAGUACCGCGCGAUUGAUUCACAACAACAGGUACGCGACCACAUCGACUACCGCGGAUCCACGCGCUCCCUUAAUCAAGGACCAGGGUAACGCCUUUAAGCAUAACCGCAACGACAACCACCAGAACAUCAAGGAGCGUAGCGACGCGUCUGCGAUUAUCGCCAGCAAGAGAAUCGUCUUGCCGCUCUGUCUCGUAUUGUUCUCAGCAGUACGAUAAGACGUAAAGUGACGAGAACUACGAGAACGAUGGCGGCGGCGACGACGACGACGAUAUAGCUACUCCUUCGCAAAAGAAAUUACUUUGCGAGCCAGCAUGGAAUUGUGUUCAUCGAUCCGACGAACAGCGAGGAUAAGAAGAAAGAAGCUUACGAAAAGACUCGCAAACGAAAAACGCGGUGGGAACGAUUCUCAGACAACGACGACGAGGGAUCGAAAGGCUGAUGAAAGAACUAACUGUUCCGUUUAAUUAGCCAGAUCAACGUUCUUAGCAGCACGAGGGAAGAUCGAAAGGGAAGCGAACACUUGAACGCUUUUACAGGGUAAGAUCGAAAGAGAAGCGAAUACUUGGCCACAUGGCAGGAUGGAAACGGAAGGGGAGUCUGAUCCGUUAAUGCGAGUGAAUGUUGCUCGAGAUAACCGCUGCGGAUUUUUACGGAAAGACGCUUACGAAUGUAUUUUUUAUGACUCUUUUAUCCGUUGCUAACGUGUGAAAAGUUUGAGGAUGAAACGUGCUUUUUGGUUGGAUUAAAUAUAUAUUAUCAUCUGGAUAAUUUUAAUUCUCGGACAGCAAACACUCAAUAUGAUUCAUUUGAGUCAUAAUAAAAUUGAGUUUAUUUUUAUUGUAAAAUAAACUAUUUUUCAUCAGUCAAAUAUAAUUUAUACUGCAGCUACAAAUCAUUUGUUUCGAUAAUUAAUAAAACAACAUAAAUUUGAAAAUAAAUAUAAAAUAAUGUGACGUAUGAUUAUUGAAGAAGAAUAAAAAAAAAAAAAAUCAAAGAUUUAAGUAUUGUUGUUCGAGAGUUAAAAGUACGAAGAAGAGAUUUUUUAUUAUUCGAAGAGUGAGUGAUUAUUCUUUUCGUUUUAGGAUUAAUAGAUACUUGAGGUAAUUUCGUAACAUUAGCAUCGAAAGCCUUAUAUAUAUGCAGGGUGUCUAUCUGAAAUGAGUUGUCACCAUCGUUGACGACGGUCGGAGUCCACAGAGUUUAAACGCAUACGUGCAAAUUGCAAUCUCGAUACGCAUAUUAUAUGUAUAUCUCGUAACGAGAGUGACGACUCAGUUAAAAUGAACAUCCGUUACGUUGUCAUUGUAAUACGUCUUCAUCGAUGAAUCACACGAACUUUCCAAGCAAUUGUGCGAUUGUACCCAAAUGCAGACAAAUAAUUAGCAUACUAAUUUGUAUGUAAGAGAUAAGACGAUAAUAUCUUUGUUUAUUGUGAUGUAAGAGAGAGCGAAUCGAUAUUAUACCUGGCAUCAUAGCGAGCGUUAUCACGUCAUAUCCGAAAAAUAAGAUCCAUAUCUGUAGCACAUAUAAUAGCAUACCGAACACUUUAGGAGAAUAUUAUAGGUCAUCUCGGUUAUUUUAUGUAUUUUUUUAAAUUACAUGUAGGCAAAUGUACCUUAUAUAUGUCGGUAAUGAAGCGAGACCACGUUAUUGGUAUAGCAUAAGUGGUUAAAUGCGAGGACUAACCGAUGUAUCCGCUUUUUAAAUAAAACGCGUUAAAUUAAACUUGGCUUCGCCAGUUUUUGUAUAAGAUACGCUCAGCCGCAUCAUUUCGAGAAAUGCAUGCGUACGUUUCAGUGAUGAUACAUGUGUAUGAUGGGGUAGAUAAAUGUGUACGUUGUGUAUAAAAAUAUGAGCAAUCGACAGCAAAUGAUCUUAUAAUAAUUUCUAGCAAUAUUAACGCAGAGAUCAUUUAGUUAAUGUUCCUCGCAAAACUAUGAACCAUAUCUUGCUCUGUAAUUAAAACGAUUAUGUAAAGCGAUAUUAAGCAAUGUUCAAUGCUCUCGAAGUGUAUUAAAGGCGGCAGAAGAGAUGAAGUGAUUUGACGCUUAAACAGCUAUAAUGUCUAUCAAUAUGGAGUACAAGUCUUAGUUACAUCGCGUGGUUUACUGUCAUGGAGAAGGUAGCAUAUCCCACACAGAGCAAAAAUAUGUUAAAUGUAUCUAUUUAACGAACCUUGUAUAUCACAGAAUGCUCAAUAUAAUAACUUUACAAUAACUAUAUUAAAAGAAUGUUGUUGUUUAUAGGAGACGGAAAAAUAUAUUAUGAGAAUACAAUGAGAAAAUGUGCUCAAAUUGGAUGAUAGAGCUUUGGAGGAAAAAAAAUAACGUGUUGA